UGGCUGGAGGCACUGCUCAGGCUCAGGCCGCCUGUCCGUCCACACGGUCCGUCUGGCCCGCCCUCCCUCCCGCAGCCAUGUCCCGGCCCCUGACAGACCAGGAGAAGAGAAAGCAAAUCAGUGUGCGUGGCCUGGCCGGCGUGGAGAAUGUGACUGAGCUGAAAAAGAACUUCAACCGGCACCUACACUUCACACUUGUAAAAGACCGCAAUGUGGCCACCCCACGAGACUACUACUUCGCGCUGGCCUACACCGUGCGCGACCACCUCGUGGGCCGCUGGAUCCGCACGCAGCAGCACUACUACGAGAAGGACCCCAAGAGGAUCUACUACCUGUCUCUGGAAUUCUACAUUGGCCGGACGCUACAAAACACCAUGGUGAACCUGGCCUUGGAGAAUGCCUGUGAUGAGGCCACCUACCAGCUGGGCCUAGACAUGGAGGAACUGGAAGAAAUCGAGGAGGAUGCAGGACUGGGCAAUGGGGGCCUGGGCCGGCUGGCGGCCUGCUUUCUGGACUCCAUGGCAACGCUGGGCCUGGCUGCCUAUGGCUACGGAAUCCGCUAUGAGUUUGGGAUUUUUAAUCAGAAGAUCUCUGGGGGUUGGCAGAUGGAGGAGGCUGACGACUGGCUUCGCUAUGGCAACCCCUGGGAGAAGGCCCGACCAGAGUUUAUGCUGCCUGUGCACUUCUAUGGUCGAGUGGAGCACACCAGCCAGGGGGCCAAGUGGGUGGACACACAGGUGGUGUUGGCCAUGCCUUACGACACACCCGUGCCCGGCUAUCGCAACAACUUCGUCAAUACCAUGCGCCUGUGGUCUGCCAAGGCCCCCAAUGACUUCAAUCUCAAAGACUUCAAUGUUGGUGGCUACAUCCAGGCUGUGCUGGACCGCAACCUGGCUGAGAAUAUCUCUCGUGUCCUGUACCCCAAUGACAAUUUCUUUGAGGGGAAGGAGCUGCGGCUGAAGCAGGAGUACUUUGUAGUGGCCGCCACGCUCCAGGACAUCAUUCGCCGCUUCAAGUCCUCCAAGUUCGGCUGCCGCGACCCCGUGCGCACGAACUUCGAUGCCUUCCCGGAUAAGGUGGCCAUCCAGCUCAAUGACACCCACCCCUCCUUGGCAAUCCCAGAGCUGAUGAGGAUUCUGGUGGACGAGGAGUGGCUGGAAUGGGACAAGGCAUGGGAUGUGACCGUGAAGACCUGCGCCUACACCAACCAUACCGUGCUGCCUGAGGCCCUGGAGCGCUGGCCCGUGCACCUCAUGGAGACCCUGCUGCCCCGGCACCUCCAGAUCAUCUAUGAGAUCAACCAGCGCUUCCUUAAUCGAGUGGCGGCUGCGUACCCAGGGGAUGUAGACCGGCUGCGGCGCAUGUCGCUGGUGGAGGAGGGCGCAGUGAAGCGUAUCAACAUGGCACACCUGUGCAUCGCUGGUUCGCACGCCGUCAAUGGUGUGGCUCGCAUCCACUCUGAGAUCCUCAAGAAGACCAUCUUCAAGGACUUCUACGAGCUGGAGCCUCAUAAAUUCCAGAACAAGACCAAUGGUAUCACCCCACGGCGCUGGCUGGUUAUGUGUAACCCUGGGCUGGCAGAGGUCAUUGCUGAGCGCAUUGGGGAAGACUACAUUGCAGACCUGGACCAGCUUCGCAAACUGCUCUCCUAUGUGGACGAUGAAGCCUUUAUCCGGGAUGUGGCCAAAGUGAAGCAGGAAAACAAGUUAAAGUUCUCUGCAUACCUAGAGAAGGAAUACAAAGUCCAUAUCAACCCCAACUCGCUCUUCGACAUCCAGGUGAAGAGGAUUCAUGAAUAUAAACGCCAGCUCCUUAACUGCCUCCAUGUCAUCACGCUGUACAACCGCAUCAAGAAGGAUCCCAAUAAGUUUUUUGUGCCUCGAACUGUGAUGAUUGGAGGGAAGGCUGCACCUGGGUACCACAUGGCCAAGAUGAUCAUCAAACUCAUUACAGCCAUUGGGGAUGUGGUCAACCACGACCCGGUGGUGGGAGACCGACUCCGCGUGAUUUUCCUGGAGAACUAUCGAGUCUCGCUGGCUGAGAAAGUGAUCCCGGCUGCUGACCUCUCCGAGCAGAUCUCUACAGCUGGCACUGAGGCCUCAGGCACUGGCAACAUGAAGUUCAUGCUUAAUGGGGCUCUGACUAUUGGCACCAUGGACGGGGCCAACGUGGAGAUGGCAGAAGAGGCAGGAGAGGAGAACUUCUUUAUCUUCGGCAUGCGGGUGGAGGACGUGGAAAGGCUUGACCAGAGAGGGUACAACGCCCAGGAAUAUUAUGACCGAAUUCCUGAGCUUCGGCACGUCAUUGACCAGCUGAGCAGUGGCUUCUUCUCUCCCAAACAGCCCGAUCUGUUCAAGGACAUUGUCAACAUGCUCAUGCACCAUGACCGGUUUAAAGUCUUUGCAGAUUAUGAAGAUUACAUUAAAUGUCAGGAGAAAGUCAGUGCACUGUACAAGAACCCCAGAGAGUGGACGCGGAUGGUGAUCCGGAACAUAGCCACUUCUGGCAAGUUCUCCAGCGACCGCACCAUUGCCCAGUACGCUAGGGAGAUCUGGGGCGUGGAGCCUACCCGCCAGCGCCUGCCAGCCCCGGAUGAGAAGAUCUGAGCGUCUAGACCAGACCCAAACCUGUCCCUGAGUCUGUCUGCAAUCCCUUGGGCCAGCUCCAAUUCCUCACCCAGAUCGGGGGGUACAGUAGGUUAUAUCUCUAAGCCUCUUCCUGGAACUCCCAUUUCCCCCCAGCCUCGAGAUCCCAGUGUUCAGCGUGACUAAGGACACUGUUCCCAUCCUGGGCUCCGGCUCUCUGCCCCCUCCUGUUUAUGGGUCUGACCAACUGCACCCACUCCCCAAUAAACUGAUUCUCCUUCGGAGCCUCCUUGCUCCUCUUUCUG
Camelus dromedarius (Arabian camel) is the source of this 2890-nucleotide messenger RNA. RefSeq names its product glycogen phosphorylase, muscle associated (gene PYGM). Gene Ontology annotation, biological process: glycogen catabolic process. The transcript has 20 exons. Bases 78 to 2606 code for a protein of 842 amino acids. The record is from RefSeq and is a predicted model, not a curated record. NCBI's taxonomy places the organism in Eukaryota, Metazoa, Chordata, Mammalia, Artiodactyla, Camelidae. Gene Ontology annotation, molecular function: glycogen phosphorylase activity; pyridoxal phosphate binding. Gene Ontology annotation, cellular component: cytoplasm.